AUGGGCAUCAACGGUGGCAUCAACGGCCUUACGCCUAUUAUUGAAACAAACGGAGUCAACGGAGUCAACGGGCAUCAUGAGACGGACAUCAUGAGCGAUCAAUCCAGUCCCAUCAUGCCAGAUUCCGAACAAACCCCAUCAGUCCCCAUCGCGAUUUGUGGCAUGGGAAUGAGGCUCCCGGGAGGCAUCCGAAACGACAGAGACCUAUUUAAUUUCUUAAUAAAUAAAGGCGAUGCGAGGUCGGUCAUUGGACAAGACCGAUUCAAUGUGGACGCAUACUAUAGUCCCCAUGGGAAGCACGGAACUAUAAGCACCAAACAUGGCUAUCUCAUAAACGACGUUGAUUUCUCAAAAUUUGACUUGUCGAUGUUCUCCUUUACUCCCGCUGAAAUUGAGCAAGUGGAUCCUAACCACAGACUUGUGCUUGAGGUGGUUCGAGAAGCGUUCGAGAGCGCAGGGGAGACGAACUGGCGCGGGAAGAAUAUCGGGACUUACGUCGGUAUGUUCUCCGAGGAUUGGCAGGAUCUACAACACAAGGAUACACAUGAGUAUAAUCCUUAUAGAGUUCUUGGGGGUCUGGACUUCGCUUUACCGAAUCGUGUGUCGUACGAAUAUGAUCUCAAGGGUCCGAGUAUGAUCCUCAAAAGCGCGUGCUCUUCUGCAGGACUUAGCUUGCAUCAGGCCUUACAAGCAAUCCGACAGGGAGAGAUUUCCUCUGCAAUUGUCUGCGGCAGCAAUUUGAUUCUUGCCCCGGGAAUGACCAUCAGCAUGAGUCUACAAAUGGCACUCUCACCCGAAGGAUCAUCAAAAACAUUCGAUGCCUCAGCAGACGGAUAUGCGAGAGGUGAAGGAGUCACGGCCCUCUACAUUAAGCGCCUCGAUGAAGCUAUAAAGGACGGAAACCCGAUCCGAGCAGUCAUUCGGGGCUCAGCGAGCAACGCGGACGGAAAGACGAACGGUUUGGCUCUUCCCAACCCAGAUGCUCAUGAUGUUGUCAUUCGCCAAGCCUACAAGGCUGCUGGGCUUGAACUGUCAGAUACAGCAAUGGUGGAAGCCCACGGAACGGGUACCAAGAUCGGUGACCCUAUCGAGGCAACGGCCAUUGGGAAGUGCUUUGAGCAAGGGGUUUAUAUCGGAGCUAUUAAACCCAACCUUGGUCACAGCGAGGGAGCGGCUGCGUUGACCAGCAUCAUGAAAGCUGUGCUAUCUCUGGAGAAUCGCACGAUUAUCCCGAACAUCAAAUUCAAUAACCCCAACCCAUCUAUCCCUUGGGAAUCCGCAAAGUUGACAGUCCCUGUGGAGCCGACGCCAUGGCCAACGGAUCGUGUCGAACGUAUAAGCGUUAAUUCCUAUGGCAUCGGUGGCUCAAAUGCUCAUUUUAUCAUUGAUUCAGCGGCAGCUUAUGGCGUGCAACCCUCAGGCAGCCAAGCUCCUGCCAUCGAGAAGCCCGAGAAAAGCCUUCUAGUCUUCUCUGCAAACCACGUCGAUGCUUUGAACAAGAUAGCUCAUAAUAUGGAGUGCUAUCUCGCUGAGCACCCAGAAAAUGCGAGGGAUAUGGCCUACACCCUGGUAGAGAGACGGGAGCACCUGAAAUUAAGAAGUUUCAGUGUUGUAGAUGGAAGUUCCGAAGGCUUCCACGUCUCCACGGCUUUUAAAUUUCAAGGUGCUCGCAAGGUUGCGUUUGUGUUCACAGGACAGGGCGCUCAAUGGGUUAAUAUGGCUAAGGAGCUCAUGCUCGAUUACCCAUCAUUUCUUGAAGACAUUAGGUCCAUGGACCGGAGUUUGAAGGAGCUUGAGCACGCACCGUCGUGGUCAAUUGAAGAUGUGUUGUUAAACUGUGAUGACAGAGCCAUCAUUGGUCGGGCGGAAUAUGCCCAGCCGUUGUGCACAGCUAUUCAGCUGGGUCUCGUUAACCUUCUUCAAACCUGGGAUAUAGUUCCCUCUUCGGUGGUUGGACACUCAAGUGGUGAGAUUGCUGCCGCCUACGCAGCUAGGGUUUUGUCCUUGAAAGAGGCGAUCAUCGCCGCGUACUAUCGUGGGUAUGUCUGCAGAUCUUCUCAGCGAUUGGGAGCAAUGGCCGCUGUCGGCAUGUCCAAAAAUGAUGUUGCGAAGUACCUUGAACCAGGAGUCAAGGUUGCCUGCGAAAACAGUGGGUCGAGCGUCACUCUCUCUGGCGAUUCGAAGCCGUUGGAAAGUACGCUCGCGAGAAUUAAGGAAGGGAACCCCGACACGUUUGCGCGCAGGCUCCAGGUUGAAAUGGCCUAUCACUCGCGUAAGUAA
Molecule: messenger RNA, 2280 nt
Organism: Aspergillus melleus
Lineage: Eukaryota; Fungi; Ascomycota; Eurotiomycetes; Eurotiales; Aspergillaceae
Product: type I polyketide synthase
Exons: 7
Coding region: 1-2280 (759 amino acids)
Biological process (GO): secondary metabolite biosynthetic process; fatty acid biosynthetic process
Molecular function (GO): 3-oxoacyl-[acyl-carrier-protein] synthase activity; fatty acid synthase activity
Source: RefSeq, a predicted model, not a curated record